Molecule: messenger RNA, 1950 nt
Organism: Punica granatum (pomegranate)
Lineage: Eukaryota; Viridiplantae; Streptophyta; Magnoliopsida; Myrtales; Lythraceae
Source: RefSeq, a predicted model, not a curated record
CCCCCGUUCUUACAUUCCUUUUAUUCUGGUUUUUGAUGACGUUGAUGAUUGGAACCCCCGUCCUUACGUUGAAAAGGAACGGCGGUUCCUUAAUCGAGUCAUCUUCCUCUUCGUCUUCCACCCUCUGAGCAGCCUCGCAUCGAUUCUCAGUAGCACAAUGGGAAACAGAUCUGGAGCUACCGUGGCUGCACUCUUCCUAGUAUUGCUUUUGUCGCCUGCAGUUUUUUCUGCAUCCCAUGAUGGGAUGGUCAAAAUUGGACUCAGAAAAAGGAAGUUAGAUGUAGUUAACCGUCUGGGUAGGCAAGGGGAAGCUCAGAGAGGUCCUGUCAGGAACUACUAUCUUGGUAGGAAUGUUGGGGACUCUCAGGACAUUGAUAUCGUUUCGCUGAAAAACUACAUGGAUGCACAGUAUUUUGGUGAGAUUGGCCUUGGAACUCCUUCCCAGAAAUUCACUGUCAUAUUUGACACUGGAAGUUCUAAUCUGUGGGUGCCCUCAUCAAAGUGUUACUUCUCGGUUGCGUGCUUCUUUCACUCCAAAUACAAGUCGAGCGAAUCUAGCACCUACAAAAAGAAUGGCAAAUCUGCAGCUAUUCACUAUGGAACUGGUGCGAUUUCUGGAUUCUUUAGCCGGGACCACAUCAAAGUCGGAGAUCUUCUUGUUAAGAAUCAGGAUUUCAUCGAGGCAACCAAAGAGCCCGGCAUCACAUUCUUGGCUGCAAAGUUUGAUGGUAUACUUGGACUUGGAUUUCAAGAAAUCUCAGUUGGCGAUGCUGUACCUGUCUGGUAUAAUAUGGUCGAUCAAGGUCUUGUCAAAGAACCAGUAUUCUCUUUUUGGCUGAACCGGAACAUCGAAGGGGAAGAAGGGGGUGAACUUGUGUUUGGUGGAGUUGAUCCCAGCCAUUACAAGGGAGAGCAUACCUAUGUUCCUGUGACGCAGAAAGGCUACUGGCAGUUCAAUAUGGGUGAAGUUCUGAUUGGAGAUGAACCAAGUGGAUUCUGUGGCAACGGUUGUGCAGCCAUUGCUGAUUCUGGAACCUCAUUAUUAGCAGGCCCUACAACUAUUAUUACCCAAAUCAACCAUGCAAUCGGAGCCGCUGGUGUCGUAAGCCAAGAGUGCAAGUCAGUUGUUGCACAAUAUGGAAAAACCAUCCUGGAGAUGCUCUUGGCUCAGUCACAACCGCAGAAGAUCUGUUCUCAAAUUGGUUUAUGUACUUUUGAUGGGACUCACGGUGUUGAUAUGGGAAUUAAGAGCGUGGUGGAUGAGAAUGGAAGCACCUCAUCAGGCAGUGUACGGGAUGCAUCGUGUUCAGCUUGUGAGAUGGCUGUUGUGUGGAUGCAGAACAAGCUCAGACAGAACCAGACAGAAGAUCAGAUCAUCGACUAUGUGAAUCAGCUCUGUGAGCGGAUUCCCAGUCCAAUGGGAGAAUCAUCUGUUGAUUGCAACACUCUCUCUACCAUGCCCAAGGUUUCCUUUACAAUUGGGGGCAAAGUAUUUGAUCUCGAGCCUGAGCAGUAUGUUCUGAAAGUUGGGGAAGGUGGUGCAUCUCAGUGCAUCAGCGGGUUCACUGCUUUGGAUGUAGCUCCUCCUCGGGGCCCUCUCUGGAUCUUGGGAGACAUUUUCAUGGGCCGCUACCACACUGUGUUCGACUACGGGAACAUGCAAGUCGGAUUCGCUGAGGCAGCUUAGAAUUGACUGGUGCUUAACCUAUCAUAUAGGCCACGGCCUAAAGCAGACAGAGACCUGUUUAUGUAAAUAUUGUGGAAUGAAGUGCUCUCUGCAUGUUUCUUUCAUGAGAGCUACUCUUUACUCAGUGCAAGUGUUCCGAAAAGGAUGCACACUUUCGAUCUUUAUUUCCGGAUAUAUGUAAGGGCCAACCUUUAACGUUACUCUGUGCGUGUAUUUGCUAUUCACUGCCUUUUGAUAGAACUAUUGAAGUUCCGCUUUCAUCC